Williopsis jadinii is the source of this 774-nucleotide messenger RNA. It is a transcript of the gene ERP2, whose product is annotated as Erp2p. Gene Ontology annotation, cellular component: endoplasmic reticulum-Golgi intermediate compartment; Golgi apparatus; COPII-coated ER to Golgi transport vesicle. Bases 56 to 661 code for a protein of 201 amino acids. The transcript has a single exon. Lineage: Eukaryota; Fungi; Ascomycota; Saccharomycetes; Phaffomycetales; Wickerhamomycetaceae. Gene Ontology annotation, biological process: intracellular protein transport; Golgi organization; protein retention in ER lumen. The record is from RefSeq and is a predicted model, not a curated record.
AUCAAAUACGCAAGCAACGAUUCUCACUUUUCAAAGAAGAAAGGAAUUACCAGUCAUGUUUUGGUUUGCUUAUCUUUUGGUACUUGCAAUUGGUGUUACUGCCUCUUCAAAGAUCUCGAUCUCUAUUCCUCCAUUCGCUAAGGAGUGUAUCUAUCACGAGCUCACAGAAGAAAACAAUGCAUUGUUGGUGAGCUAUCAAGUCCUUAGGGGCGGUGAUUUUGAACUUGAUUUCAGCAUUAUUUCUCCUAAAGGUGAUACUAUCAUCAACCAGAAGGAUGAAAAGUACGCUGACUUUGUUCUCAAGACUUUUGGGUUGGGUGAAUACUCCUUCUGCUUCUCCAACCCUCACAAGGACCUUAAAAAGGUUGAAUUCACAUUGAAAUUGGGAAAUGGUGAGGAGAGUGAAAACACUACAGGUGUUAAGGAGGAUGUCGUUGCGGAUCACUCCUUAUCAGAGAUUGACAGAAACCUGAACAAGAUUGAAAGAAUCAUGAACUACCUAAGAGCUAGAGAAUGGAGAAACAUGUCCACUGUGGAAUCCACUCAAUCUCGUAUCGUCUACCUUUCAAUGAUUAUCAUCUUGUUGACCGUUGGUGUUAACGUUGCACAGGCAUCUGUCGUUCAGUUCUUGUUUGCCGGUCGUGAAAAGAGUUUUGUUUGAAUUGAACUACGAGGUGGGUCUAUACAUAAUUUUAUAACGAAAAGGCCAUGAACGACAAAGCUGUAUAUUCAUACGUAACAACUAAUUUGCGCGUUCAGAUGUACCACUCAAUC